Messenger RNA from Megalobrama amblycephala (Wuchang bream), 1197 nucleotides. Its product is annotated as gastrula zinc finger protein XlCGF7.1-like. Gene Ontology annotation, cellular component: nucleus. Lineage: Eukaryota; Metazoa; Chordata; Actinopteri; Cypriniformes; Xenocyprididae. The transcript has 3 exons. The coding region runs from base 329 to 1000 and encodes 223 amino acids. The record is from RefSeq and is a predicted model, not a curated record. Gene Ontology annotation, molecular function: RNA polymerase II cis-regulatory region sequence-specific DNA binding; DNA-binding transcription factor activity, RNA polymerase II-specific. Gene Ontology annotation, biological process: regulation of transcription by RNA polymerase II.
ACCAUUAAACCCCAGAGGAAGAAGAUUAGUUUUCAGCAUGAUCUCUGGUGUUGUGUUGUGUUGUGAUACUGACUACAAACUGUUAGAAGUGUACUUUUAUCAGAUAUGUAGAUACAUUUUGAAUCAGGUCAAUAAAUCAUAUUCACAGACGUGACUAAAGUUUGAAGCGAGCAGGAAUAUCUGGAGGAGUAUCAACUGAACUGAGAUCUGCUGCUGUGAAGAUGGUGUUUGUUAAAGAGGAGAGUGAGGAGGACAUGAGUGAACCAGAACCCUGGAGAAUAAAACACGAGGAACAAGGAGAUCUGUCUGAACUGGGAUCAUUUUGACAAUGUUGUUGUCUGUACUUUUCAGCCUGGUGAAAGUGAAAGAGGAAAGAGAAGAUCUGAAUGAAGUGGAGGAGAAAUAUCAGCUUCAGGAAGCUCAUGAUGUCACCACUGAAGAAAAACCAUUGAGUUGCUCCAAAACUGAAAACAGUUGCUCACAAAGCAGCAUUCAAAUAACCGAAGUCAGAAGACCUUUCACCUGCUCUCAGUGUGGAAAGCCUUUUAAACAUAAAAGAAGCCUUAAGAGUCACAUGAUAAUUCAUACAGAAAAAAAUCCUUUCACCUGCUCCCAGUGUGGAAAGAGGUUUACAAAGAAAGCACACCUUAAUGAGCAUUUGGUAUCUCACACUUCAGAAAAGCCUUUCACCUGCUCUCAGUGUGGAAACACUUUCACACGUAAAGAAAGCCUUAAGAAUCACAUGUUAAUUCAUGCUGAAAAUAAUCCUUUCACCUGCGCACAGUGUGGAAAGGGUUUUACACGUAAAGAGAAUCUUAAGACUCACAUGUUAAUACAUACUGGAGUGAAGCCUUUUAUCUGCUCUCACUGUGGAAAGAGUUUUACACAGAAAGCACACCUUAACAAGCACUUGUUAAUUCAUACUGGAAAAAGCCUUUCUGCUGAUCACAGUGUGGAAAUACUUUCACAUGUAAAGACAACCUUAACAAUCACUUGUUAAUUCAUGCUGGAAAAAAGCCUUUCUGCUGCUCACAGUGUGGAAAGAGUUUUACACAGAACUCACACCUUAAGUAUCAUUUGUUAAUUCAUACUUCAGAAAAGCCUUUUACCUGCCCUCAAUGUGGAAGGAGUUUUACACAGAAAGGACACCUUGACAAUCACUUGUUAUUUCAUACUGGAAUAAAGCCUUACACCUGC